AUGUGGGAAUUGGCCGAGCGGAUCAGCCGCCAUCCACAUCACGGCGAGGUCGAGGAGGCUUCUGAAGAUCGUGAGGUCGAGCUCGGAUCCGAAUCGCCAAAGCAAAUAUUUUCCGGAUCCGGCCACCAGUUGGACGAAACGAGGCCAAACUCGGAUUUUGAAGGAUCAAUUGAUCUUGCUCAUCCCCUUGCCCAUAACGCCGAAGCUCAUGUUCAACCAACAACGCCCAAGUCUGAGACUCCAGAAGUCCCGAAUUCCGGCAUCGACUUCUUGCCGGAUAGUGCUGUGGAGACAUUCUUCUAUCAAAGCACCCCUGACGGAGCUUCAGAUACGGCUGACCAGGCUCCGGAGUACGACUCGAGCUUUGAGACCGAUGAGGAGGAAGAGGGCCAGGUGGCCCGGGUUGUGCCUAAAACAAAUGAAGACCAUGGACUCGCCGCUGAUUCUGAUGCCUCGGAUUUUGACGGUGCGACGACUGUCACUAGUCUUGGGCAUUCGGAAAUACACUACGGGCCGGAGCACGAGAAUGCGCAAGAGGACGAGCAAGAGUGUGAGUACGAACAGGUGCACCAGCAGGAAUACGUACAUGAGCAAGAACGUGAGUGCGACCAGGAGCGCGAGCAGGAGCAGGAGCACGUGCAAGGGAAUGAGUACGGCCAGGAGCACGAGCAGAUGCUCCUGCAGGAGCACGACCAGGAGCGAGAGCGCGACUACGAUCAGGAGCACGGCCAGGAACAGGAACAUGAGCACGAGCAGGAGUUAGAGGGCUUGGAUCCACAGUUCACAUUACCGAAUUCUACAGAAGCUCCCUUAUCCCCUAAACGCCCGGAAGAUCUAGAAGAUUCUGAAGGAUCUUUGGCUAAUCCUCACUCUCCCACAUCCGGUGUUGUAGCCACAAAUCAUCCACCUACGCAGGAAAUGGGCUUUUCGGAUGCGACGCCAGUUCCGGAAGAUUCCCGAAUGGGUAGGACACAAAACAAGGAACCCGAUUCUGAAAUAACACCAGGAAGUGGCACCCUAGAAUACAGCCUAAAACGGGAGCCGGAAACGGAUAAGGGCCGCUUGGAAAUGUUGGCUAAAGAUGAAGAGCUGGAACCAGCCAAUUAUGUUCCUGAAACUGUACAAAGGAAAGAAGGGAGAAUCGAAGGGAAUGCCAGAAUGAUCCCGCCGAAACUCGACCAAAUCGGUGACCAAAAAGUGCAGAUAUUUGUGUCGACGGACAGCCCGACGGCGCUGGAGGACCCCGGGCGAGCAUCCGCUUUAGAUGACGAUCGGACACAGUUGGGGAGGAUGAAAAGACAACUGAGCGUGGAACGCAAGGGCAGCAACGAGCUCGGCGCCGACGAAACGCUGCGCAAUCAGUGGGGUCGCUCGGACACACUCCAAUCUGACGUGUCAAUGGUGUCCUCCGAGCUCGACCGUUCCUCCCUCAUCCGCCUCAACUACAACUCGAACGUCGACCAGGCGGCGUGGAAGGCAGGGCAUGUUGAGGUGGACAUCGCCGAGGUGGACCGCUUUUGGAACUACCGUUACAAUAAGGAGCUAGAUGCGAUGGUAGAGAGCAAGCAAAAACCUCCGAUGAUCGAGCUGAGCCUCCCGGAAAUGGGCGAGCAUUCCAGAAAAAUGUCGAAGGAGGAGAUUCUGGCGAAUAAGGCAAGC
Molecule: messenger RNA, 1659 nt
Organism: Mesorhabditis spiculigera
Lineage: Eukaryota; Metazoa; Nematoda; Chromadorea; Rhabditida; Rhabditidae
Source: the annotation of a GenBank genome assembly